GCCAAAUGUCAAAACGUUGUCAAAAAUGACGCAACGAAAACAAAACCCUCUAAUACCACUUUUCCUAAUAUAAAACUUUGAAGAAGAAUUUCUUUUCAACAGUCAUAUUCCCAUAAAGUGCAUUUCAAACGAAAUAAAUAAUCCAUCAGUGCAACAAAAUUAUGCGAAGAACAUGAGCUGGUUCGAUGCAGGAGCCCUGGCUAACAUAGCCAAAUCCGCCCUAAAGGAAGCUCAGAAAACGAUUGAUAAAGCCCUGGAUAUUAAAGAAGAUAGUGAGAAUAUAGCCCCAACUAAUACCCCAAUAGAUACCAAUCCGGAUGAUUUUUUUGGUACAUGGGGCAUCACACAGUCAGGUCAUAUUUCUGAUCCCAAGAAGGAUGUAUUUAAUGAAGACAGCAAACAGGGAAAGACUGGAGCAAGUAUUUGGGGUAGUUUCACAGGUUCAUUUUUCAAUGACAAUGCUACUCCCAAGAAUACACACUCACACUCCAUAGAGAGUUUGGAUGACUCAAUAGAUUUGAAUAGUGAGAGGAAUUUCAGCAAAAGUAAGUUAGUGGUUGACCAUAGUGAAGAGGAACAUUUGGAAGAUGAAGGUGAGAAAAUUGAAGAGAAAUCAGUGGUAACUGAAGUGCUUGUAGACUCUUUAGUGGAAGUUGAUCUAAAAGAUAAAUCUUGCUUAGUAGAAACCUUAUGUCCAACUCCACAAUCUGAAGUAACCAUAAGGAAAAUUGCUGAUAAACAGCCAGUCACCAACAGGUUAUCAGUAGUCAGUUCAGAAGGCAGUAAAAAUAAUUCAGAAAGUAUUGACAUACUUACUGGGAGUACUGAGUGCACCACAACACCUGAGAGUGAUUUUGGAUUAAGUCCUAGCACUUCUAGCUCUGCUCAAGGGCUCAAAGUUAUGUCAGAAUCGGUGGAAAUUCUUGGAGACAGUCUGACAAGCCCCAGUUCAGUAGAAAUAAUUGGCUCAGACAGCACCAAUAGUAGAAGAGAAUCUCAACACACUGAUGGGUUUGCUUCUCCUCUAGAGUCACCUUGUGUUGAGGAGGUUUUGAGUACUUCUAUAGAAAAACUAUCCCCGGAGAGUGUGGAAGUUAUCCCCGAAGAGCAAGAGGAAAACAGUGUGGCAGAAGAUACCAUGUCAUAUACAUCUUUGUCAGAAAGUACUUCUGCUACAGUAUUAGAUAGUGCUUUUAAUAUACAUAAUGUUAAGCCUCAGAAGAUGUUAAAGGAUACUUAUAAUAGGCCUGAAUUUAGUGACACAAUUACAAGUGAAACUGGCUCAAUAAGUCCUGACAAAUCUUUUGGAGUUACUGAAGCCAUUACAAGGGCUCCUGUUCGCUCUAUGCAUUUGCCUUUACAGCAGGUUAGUCAUGCUAGUCCGGGCUUAAUAGACACCCAACCACAGUCUAGUAAACAGGAUUUACAAAAAAUGUUGGAAACUACUAAUAUUAUUGAUAUACCACAGGAGGAUGACGCUUCAAAGAGUUCAGGUUCAGAGACUCUACUAGACACAUCAACUGAUGACGGUUCCACGUCAGAUAGGACCCUAGUGGAAACCCAAGAAAAUGCCAUGGAAACUAGCAGCGACACCACCAGUAUCACCACAGAGACCAGCAGUAAUUCCGCGUAUUUAAAGAAAAUGCUAGCGGAUGCAAUGACUGAGAAAAGUUCGGAAAAGACUAAUAAAUCCCCCGAGGCGUCAGAUAAGGCGAGUUCAUUGGACAGUUUUGCAAUCUCGUCACAUAUUGAGGUGAUCCAUAGGGAAAACUCGCCUCUGAGUUCCGAAAAGUCUGAUUUGGUUAAAAUUGGCUCCGAUCAUACUUCUUGUCAUACUUCUUGUGAUGAGCUUGAAACGACCACCUCUUCGGAUAUCGAAAUUAUUUCGAGCCCAAACGGGGAUUCUAGCAGUACCCAGAGCCGACAGAGUCCAGCCAAAAAAACUGGGUAUAAAAAUAAAACAGAGGAGUCUACGGUAGACUCGUUGUUGCAAAAAAUCACGAUAAAGAAGGUUAAAGGGCAUAAUAGGGAGCUUUCGGAAGCAUCAAGUAUAAGUGAUGACUCCCAUCCAAAUGGGGAUAUAGAGCGAUUGUUAAAAAGAGUCGCUGAAAUGACUGAGAUUUUGGAAUCAAGGGAGACUAAACUGAUUGAUAUGAAUAGAAGAAAUGCUGAGCUACAAGAACAGAACUCAGACCUUAAGAUGCAAUUGGACUGUGUGCUGACCCAACAGUUGGAAAGUGCAGACGUAUCCCAAGUAACUGAAGAGUAUACCAGAAGGUUAUCAGCUUUAGAAAAGAAAUUCCAGCAAGCAAUAAGAGAGAAAGACUCCCUAAGAAAACAACUGGACCAAGCAAAACUCGAUGUGGCAGCCCGGUUAAGUAAAAACGAACUGGAAUCGGCGAUCUCCGAAAAGGAUGAAAUUAUCAAAGAACUUAGAGAAGAGGGUGAAAAAUUAUCAAAAACCCAAUUGCAACACUCCAAUAUUAUCAAAAAACUACGCGCUAAAGAAAAGGAAAAUGAAACCAUUAUCAAAAAUUUAAAAGAAAUGAAUGAGAGUCUCUCCAGUGAAACCGAGCGCCUAAAAAAAUCACUAUCGGCCAAAGAAGACGUGGAACGUACCCAAAUCGAGGCGGUGCACAAUUUAACAACGAAAAACAAAAAAUUAGAUACCGAAGUGUCUAAAUUGAAAAGUCAAUUGGAGGAUUUAACUCAAAAGUUCGAUACGACCAAGAAAUCGUUGGAGGCGGCCAAGAAGGAGCUGGUCGAUAAAAAUAAGACCAGUUCGGAACUUUUGGCGCGCCAACAGUUGUUAGAGAGCCUCGAAAAUGAGAAGAGAAUGACUGAGUCCCAGAACGAAGAGGUCAUAAACCAACUAGACGACUUAAGGCACCAGCUAAGCAAAACCGAGGAGUAUUUUAUAAAAAAGGAGCAAAAACUAAAACAGGAAAACCGCGAUCUGUUGCGACGCCUCGAGGAAGCUGAAAAUCGUAAUGAAGAACUUUCACAGGCAGAAAUGGAGAUUACUAAGCCACUAGUAAGGCAACUGGAAAGCUUGCAAGCCACAUAUAAUAUGAAAAUUUCAUCAUUUAACAAGAUUGAACAAGAGCUUAGCCUGAAAAUAAGUGAUCUUCAAACUAAGUUACAAGCCUCCUCAAGCCUAGAGAGGUCUGCGAAAGAGGAGUGUAUCAGUAUGAGGUCGAAAUUGGCAGAUUUAGAGGGCCAAUUAAAUACUGCAAAACACGAGCUUGAAAUGACCAGAAUGUUAUUGGAACAAACAAAGACGGGCUCGCAAAAAAUAGAACAAGAACUUAGAACUAGAGUGAAAACGUUGGAAUCAGCAAAAAACGAGGAAAUUCAAAAAUUAAACGACCUCGUACGGGAUAAGGAGAAGGAAAUUCAGAAUUUAAGGCAGCAGUUGACGGCAAACGUGCAAACUCGGUUGGUGGAAAGUGUUAUUAAAACUGAAAGUCCUGGGGCUGGAGACAGGAGUUCACCAAAUAACGGCAGUAACUCGCCGACCUUAAGUUUGGGGAAAGUUUCCGUUUCGGAAUCCCUUACCGGCAGCUUUUGGUCUCAAGAUGAACCAUUCGAAGUAGGCCACACAUCAAGAUACACAAACAUGUUUGAAAUGCAAAUGUUACAGUCGAACUUAAAACAAAAAGAAGGCGAAUUGCAACAACUCCAAUGGGAAUUAAACAGAAGGGAACAUGAAAGAUCCUUAUUAAAUGGCGAAAUAUCGACGCUAAUCAAUAGGGUAGAAGAGCUGGAAAAGGUGACAAAGGAACACGAGAAACUGAAAGAGGAAUUUUCUAAGGUACAGCAAGAAUACGAGACCUUGUGCCAACUGUAUGGGGAGAAGGUUGAAGAAAAUGAGGAACUGAAGCAGGACUUGUUAGACGUCAAAGAAAUUUAUAAGAGCCAGCUGGACGAGUUGUUGCGCCAACAGAGGGAAAAACAGUAAAUUUGAGGUAGUAAUUUUUACGAGAAUUUAAUUGCUGAAAUAGUUUGAUUUUUACAUAUGAAGUGGGUUUAUUCAAUUUUUGUUGCAAAAUAGAUUUUAUUGGGGUUUAAAAUUCAAAUAUUGCAUUAUUUUAUAUGCAGUAAAACUUUUUAUGGUCUUAUAGUUAACCGUAAACGCUGCUUAUCUUAAGGCCAACAAAUAUUAACUGGUUUACUAUUUACUUUAUUGGAAUUUAAUCUGUGAUAUAAAGAAUGUUUGAUAGUGCUUGUAUGAUUUUAAUUAUAUAUAUUUAUCAUUAUGGUGUAAGAAUAGCCACACAGUGUUAUUAAUAUAUUAAGCUAUUUGGAAGAUAUAUUAAAUUUACUUAUUUAGUAUGUCUAUAUACACAAUAAACGUUUAAAGAUGAGUUUA
Molecule: messenger RNA, 4372 nt
Organism: Anthonomus grandis grandis
Lineage: Eukaryota; Metazoa; Arthropoda; Insecta; Coleoptera; Curculionidae
Gene: Tmf
Product: TATA element modulatory factor
Exons: 17
Coding region: 173-3961 (1262 amino acids)
Cellular component (GO): endoplasmic reticulum; Golgi apparatus
Source: RefSeq, a predicted model, not a curated record